UCACUUUCAUUUCUCUCUUGUAUUCUUCUCACCGCCUUCAAACACAAGAAGCAGCGGCAACAUGAUCAACAGAAACCACCGUCUCCUCCUGGUUUUCCGAUCAUCGGAAACUUACAUCAGCUCGGAGAAUUACCACAUCAAUCUCUAUGGAAACUCUCCAAAACGUAUGGUCCUGUGAUGCUUUUAAAGUUUGGAAGUAUCCCAACGGUCGUAGUUUCUACCUCUGAAACUGCAAAGCAAGUUCUGAAAGUCCAUGACCUCCAUUGUUGUAGCCGUCCAACCUUAGCAGGACCAAGAGCGCUCUCUUACAAUUAUCUGGACAUUGCUUUCUCUCCUUUUGGUGAUUACUGGAAAGAACUAAGGAGGAUGUGUGUGCAAGAACUCUUCAGCGUUAAACGAGUUCAUUCUUUUCAACCCAUCAAGGAAGAGGAAGUCAAGAAACUGAUCGAUACAGUCUCUGAAUCGGCUUCUCAGGGAACACCGGUUAACUUGAGCGAGAAGUUUACUGCUUUAACGGUAAGCGUGAUAUGCAAGUCAGCCUUUGGAGUGAGUUUCCAAGGAACAGUGCUCGAUAGUGACAAAUUCAAGAAGUUAAUCCUCGAUACAUUUUUGUUUUUGGGGAGCUUCUCUGCCACAGAUUUUUUUCCAAAUGGUGGCUGGAUCAUCGACUGGCUCACAGGGUUACAAGGGCAGAGAGAGAGAAGCGUGAGUAUUCUUGAUGCAUUCUAUGAACAAAUGUUUGAUCUACAUAAAUAUGGAAAAAAAGAAGGAGUUGAAGAUUUCGUUGACUUGCUCUUGAGGUUGGAGAAAGAGGAAACUGUUAUUGGAUAUGGCAAGCUCACAAGGAACCAUAUGAAAGCAAUAUUAAUGAAUAUUCUUAUUGGGGGCAUAGGCACAUCUGCAAUAACAAUGACAUGGGCAAUGACAGAACUUAUGAGAAACCCGCGAGUAAUGAAGAAGGUGCAAUCUGAAAUCAGAAGUCAAAUUGGUAGCAAGUCAGUGAUCAGCUUGAAUGACAUAAAUCAGCUCCAUUACCUUAAAAUGGUGAUCAAUGAAACAUGGAGGCUACAUCCUCCAUCGCCUCUUAUGGUUCCAAGAGAAGUAAUGUCUGAAUUUGAGAUCAAUGGCUACACGAUCCCUAUCAAGACACGGCUUUAUGUGAAUAUAUGGGCUAUCGGCCGUUAUCCGGAUAUCUGGAAAGACCCAGAGGAGUUUCUUCCAGAAACGUUUAUUAAUAGUGGGAUUGACUCAAAAGGUCGGAACUUUGAGUUGUUACCGUUUGGAAGUGGUACGAGAAUGUGUCCUGCCAUGUACAUGGGGACAACAAUGGUGGAGUUUGGCCUAGUUAAUAUGUUGUAUCAGUUUGACUGGACAUUACCAGAAGGUAUGGUGGUUGAAGAUAUUGACAUGGAAGAAUCUCCUGGACUCAAUACAAGCAAGAAAAAUGAGCUUGUACUGGUUCCUGUGAGAUAG
Messenger RNA from Camelina sativa (false flax), 1473 nucleotides. The record is from RefSeq and is a predicted model, not a curated record. Lineage: Eukaryota; Viridiplantae; Streptophyta; Magnoliopsida; Brassicales; Brassicaceae.